Molecule: messenger RNA, 1008 nt
Organism: Trichoderma gamsii
Lineage: Eukaryota; Fungi; Ascomycota; Sordariomycetes; Hypocreales; Hypocreaceae
Product: set-domain histone methyltransferase-6
Exons: 2
Coding region: 1-1008 (335 amino acids)
Molecular function (GO): protein binding
Source: RefSeq, a predicted model, not a curated record
AUGACUCGGAAGCAUCGUAAGCAUCCAUACAGGAAGCUCCCAUUGCCUAGCAAUGCCCCAUUCGAACUGAAGCCGUCAUCCAGGAAGGGAUGGGGAGCUUUUGCAAAGACACGAAUCAGCAAAGGAGCCACGAUUCUGAUUGAUAAACCGCUCUUCAUUAUUUACAAACCGUCCCUAAAGAUUACGGAAGAAGAUGUUUUGAUGGCCUUUCUACGAUUGGCACCUGCAGAUAAGGAAACGUUUCUGCGCAUUCGCGACAAUGGCUCUGCGUCCUUCGAAAGCUUGUUGGCCACCAUGGCCCAGAAUACUUUUCAAGUCCAUACUGGAGGCAGCAAUCUUGCAGCCUUUGGAAUGUUCGUCCUCUUGUCGCGCUUCAAUCACUCUUGUUCGCCCAAUUCCACGAUCCCGACUUCGGUUAGUGAGAGUGGCCGAGAAACUCUUGCAAUUCUCGCGAAAAGGGACAUCAGCGCUGGAGAAGAGAUCACGUUCAACUAUCUUCCGGGGUUCGAACUGAAAAGCCAGCAUGAACGCCAUCAGCUACUGCAAUUUACAUGCAAAUGUGAAGCCUGUCAUGCAAGCUCUUCGGCUCAACGAGCCAGUGAUAUGCGCCGAACCCUCGUACGAGGACUACAAUACCUUUCACGAGGUAAAGAUCUGGAUGAACAAACACAGGAUUCAACUUUGCCAUUUUCCAUCGAUCCUGAACUAAAGAAGGCAGCAGAGGAGUUGCGCAUCCCUCUUUCUUCGAGGUUCCUCAUUGAUCUUCUAAGCAUGGCUCUCUUGGAGGAGGAGGGUUUGAUAGAUGAUUUAAUCGUCAAAAAAAUCCAAACCGUAUCGGGCUGGUUUGAAACGGAGAGAAACGACAGAAUUGCCAAACAUGCCAUGGCUCAGGCGACCUGGCGAGAGAAGUUCUGCGUUGCCGCCAGACUCUAUGGGCGAGAAGAUGCUGCCGAUCAUGACGUUGCCAUGGAACUACAAACGAUGCGAGACCUCGCCUUGGAGCAAUAA